UUCAUAUUUUGACCGAGUCGACACCAAAAGAAAAGAGAGAGAGACAGCACGCGAAGGCGCUUCCACCCCGAGAGAGGAUAAGGGGAACUGCCGGAAUCUCAAUUGAAAAUCAACUAAUCUCAUAGCCUCUUUCAGGACAGGCAUAGACAUGGGAAUCAGUAAAACAGAAGUGAAUUUUCGAAGGUUACUUGCAGCUGCACCCCAACAAAAAAAUCAUUCUAAACUCGUACAUUAUAUUGCUACUUUACGUGAACUUUUGGAACAGCUAGCCGAAGAGAGAACACCAGAAGGUUUACCUAGACUUUCAACUGCUGUGGUCAAUGAUUAUUCAAAAAAGAUUGAGGAUAUUGCUUCGGAAUUAACUGCCACACCGCCAAACAUUAAGUUAUCCGAGGAGCGCGUCGCAAGUAACUCGUUUAAGCAGAGUCCAAAUUCGGAUUCAGAGAGCCACAUGCCUUCCUCUCCAGGAUUAAGAAGGAGAGUUGUAACUACCUCCAGUGUCAAAGAACGAACUCAUGUCACCGCUGAGGUUGAUACAUCCACACCUAUCAAACUGGAUGCAGCAGCAGAAGCGCACAUACAGAAGCAUAGAAAGCUUCAAGAGGAUUUAACUGAUGAAAUGGUUGAAUUGGCUCAGCAGCUUAAAGAGCGUAGUCUCAUGAUGAGCCAGUCCUUGGAGAACACUGAAAAGAUACUUGAUUCCACAGAGACGGCUAUCGAGCAGAGUCUUGCUACCACCGGACAUACUAAUGUCCGUGCAAUGAAGAUAUAUUCAGAAACCUCUAAGACUAGUUGUUUCCAGUGGCUUCUGAUUCUAGCCAUGAUCUGUGUUUUCAUCAUGGUUGUGCUUCUGAUUCGCGUAACAUAAACUAGUUCUCGAGAACGACCCGGGAAAGACCAACGAGGUAAAUGAUGCAUGCAAUCUCCUUUUCAUCUUCUACCAAUGUGUUGCAGUGAAGGAAGUUUUGUAUGUAGUUCGUUGCUGAUGGCAGUUGAGCAUUUAAUUUUACAUAUUAAAUAGUAUAUAAAAUUUCAUUUAUAUUAUAUGAAAAU
Messenger RNA from Hibiscus syriacus, 1053 nucleotides. RefSeq lists its product as uncharacterized. Gene Ontology annotation, cellular component: SNARE complex; endoplasmic reticulum. Gene Ontology annotation, molecular function: SNAP receptor activity. Gene Ontology annotation, biological process: retrograde vesicle-mediated transport, Golgi to endoplasmic reticulum. The record is from RefSeq and is a predicted model, not a curated record. Lineage: Eukaryota; Viridiplantae; Streptophyta; Magnoliopsida; Malvales; Malvaceae. The coding region runs from base 149 to 868 and encodes 239 amino acids. The transcript has 8 exons.